GCCCAAGUGCAGAGGGUGGCUGCCCGGUCAGUGUGUGCAGGACAUAAGACGACUUCCAGACCCGCUGUCCAGGUGGGAGAGGAGCGGCCGAGGACUCCAGCGUGUCCAGGUUCCGAUGCCUGCCACCUGCUACUACUGACCCCAGGAAGAUGGCCGGUCCGUGGACCUUCGCCCUCUGUGGUUUGCUGGCAGCCACCUUGGUCCGAGCCACCCUCAGCCCCGCUGCGGUUCUCAGCCUCAGCCCAGAAGUCAUUGAAGGAAAGCUGACACAGAAGCUGAAGGACCACGAUGCUGUCGACAUCCUCUGGCGGCUGCCGCUGCUCAGCACCAUGCGGGAGAAGCCGGCUGGGGGCAACCCCAUUCUAGGCAGCCUGGUGACCUUCCUCAUGAAGUAUAUCAUCUGGCUGAAAGUCACCUCAGCCAACAUCCUCCAGCUGCAGAUACAACCUUCAGCCGACGGCCAGGAGCUGGUGGUCAAGGUCCCCCUAGACAUGGCAGCUGGAUUCAACAUGCCCCUGGUCAAGAGUAUUGUGGAGAUGCACAUGGAGACGGAGGCCCAGGCCAUCAUCCGAGUGGAGACCAGCGAGAGGGGCGGCACUCUCGUCCUCCGCAACUGCUCCAACAGUCAGGGGAGCCUGCGCCUCAGCCUGCUCCGUCGCUUCUCCUUCCUGGUCAACUCCUUAGCCGACAAGGUCAUGAGCUUCCUGCUGCCAACCCUGCCCACGCUGGUGAAAAGCCAGCUGUGUCCCGUGAUCGAGGCAGCCUUUGAGGACAUGCGUGAGGACCUCCUGCACCUGGUGAGGGCAGUGCCCGUUUCCCUCAGCUCUGACCACCUGCAGUUUGACCUUCUGUCUCCUGCCAUCAAGCAUGAUGUCAUCCAGCUCCACCUGCAGGCCAAGUUGUCGGACUCACAGGGAAAAGUGACCAAGUGGUUCAAUGAGUCUGCAGUCUCCCUGACGAUGCCCACCCUGGAAGGCGAACCUUUCAGCCUCACCAUAAGGCAGGAUGUGGUGAAUGCUGCAGUCGCUGCCUUGGUCCCUCCGGAAGAACUCAUGGUCCUGUUGGACUAUGUGCUUCCUGAGCUGGCCCUCCGGCUAAAGUCGAGCAUUAAGGUGAUCAAUGAAAAGGCUGCAGAUCAGCUUGGACCCACACAGAUCGUGAAGAUCGUAACUCAGGAGACCCCAGAGCUCCUUCUGGACCAGGGCAGAGCCAAGGUGGCCCAGUUGAUUGUGCUGGAAGUGUUUGCCACCAGUGAAGUCCGCCGCCCCUUCUUCACCCUGGGCAUCGAAGCCAGCUCGGAAGCGCAGUUUUACACCAAAGGUGACCAACUUGUGCUCAACCUUAAUGAAAUCAGCGCCAAUCGAAUCCACCUAAUGAACUCCGGCAUUGGCCUGUUCGACCCUGAACUUCUGAAAGACAUCACCGCUGAGAUGCUCACCUCCGCCCUGCUGCCGAAUGAAAACGGCAAAUUAAGUUCUGGGAUCCCAGUGUCAAUGGUGAAGGCCUUGGGAUUCGAGGCAGCCUCAUGUUCUCUGACCAAUGAUGCCCUCGUGGUCACCCCGGCCUCCUCGUAGAACCCCGGACCACUCUCCUCUCUCCCAGUGAAGACUUGGACGGUGGCCAUCCAGGGCGGGCUGGGUCCCAGUGGGAGCGUGGGAGCCAACUCUGUAGACUGCCCCUCUGCGGAAAAUAAACACUUGCCUGUGA
Molecule: messenger RNA, 1707 nt
Organism: Equus caballus (horse)
Lineage: Eukaryota; Metazoa; Chordata; Mammalia; Perissodactyla; Equidae
Product: BPI fold-containing family B member 1
Biological process (GO): negative regulation of toll-like receptor 4 signaling pathway; innate immune response in mucosa
Cellular component (GO): extracellular exosome
Molecular function (GO): lipid binding
Source: RefSeq, a predicted model, not a curated record